Lachnellula hyalina is the source of this 1263-nucleotide messenger RNA. RefSeq lists its product as uncharacterized. Gene Ontology annotation, molecular function: SNAP receptor activity. The transcript has 2 exons. Gene Ontology annotation, cellular component: SNARE complex; endoplasmic reticulum. NCBI's taxonomy places the organism in Eukaryota, Fungi, Ascomycota, Leotiomycetes, Helotiales, Lachnaceae. The coding region runs from base 1 to 1263 and encodes 420 amino acids. The record is from RefSeq and is a predicted model, not a curated record. Gene Ontology annotation, biological process: retrograde vesicle-mediated transport, Golgi to endoplasmic reticulum.
AUGUCUUUUCAGUCAGUGUCAGAGCGUCUAUCAGCUCUACAAGAAUCAAAUCAACAAUUAAAAACUCUCAUCGAGCGCCUCGCAACAAUCAAGUUCCAACCCGGUUCCGUACCUGUGAACAAUGAAGAGGACAAUGUCAUCGGCGAGCUCACUUCGGAAAUCCACCAGAUGUUAAAAGACCAAGAUGAAGAUUUCGAGUUAUUACAAGAGGAAGCCCUCGACUUAGAUACUGGGAGACGAGGCAGCGAGUUCGAGCAGCAAAAAGAGACCUUGAUUGCAGUUAUCAAAAGAGCCAUCAAAGAACUCAAGAGCUGCGAAAUAGCCUUCCGCAAAGCCCAACUAGAAGCAAAACGCAACCUCCAUUUCGCCCAACGCGCCGAAAAAAGGCUCCUCCUGGAAUCCCUCACCAAGUCCCCCUCUACCUCCGCCUCCACUUCCCCUGACCCAGGCGCCCAAGCCUUUCUGACCCCUCCCCGGAAACCCAAAGCCGAUCUGUCGAGUGCAGAACGGGAAGUAAAUGCCAGCAGCGACGUCACGGCCGCCUUGCGGCGCACGCACGAUAUGAUGGCAUCUGAGCUGCAACGCUCACAGUUCGCGCACGACACGCUGAAGGAAUCAACAGCUGCGUUGGCGCAGCUGGGCGAGACGUACUCUACGCUCGAUACGCUGUUAUCGAGCUCGAAGAAUCUACUGGGGACGCUGUUGAGGAGCCAGAAGAGCGAUACGUGGUAUCUUGAGACGGCGUUUUAUAUACUGGUGGUUACAAUUGGGUGGCUUGUGUUUCGACGUAUUCUGUAUGGACCGGGGUGGUGGUUACUCUGGUUCUUGCCCAAGAUGUUUAUUAAAGGGUUCAUGGGCGUGGCUGCCGUGUUGGGGAUUACGGGUGGGAAUAUUGGCGGUGAAGCUGCUGGUACUUCUACUUCUGUGCUUAAUGGGGGCAGCGCGACGGUUACGCAUGCUUCUGCGGGGAGGAUCUCGGUGCCGACAUACGCGAGACGGCCUCCUGGUGUUCCUGUUGGUGGGGGUGGGAAAGGUGGGCCUAUGCCUCAAGGUACUCCGGCUCCUCAGGGGCAGGGGGGAAGUGUGUCGGAGCAGGUUGGGAGGAUCAUUGAUGAGAGUAAGGAGCCAGGUGCGGGAGAAGAGGUGAAGAAUGAUGCAACUGAAGAAGAACCUGCUGAACAGCCAAGCAAUCCUAAGAAGAGGAUGUGGGAAGAAGAUAAAGAGGCUGCCAAAGAAGAACAGAGGAAGAAGGAUGAGUUGUAG